Molecule: messenger RNA, 294 nt
Organism: Eremothecium gossypii ATCC 10895
Lineage: Eukaryota; Fungi; Ascomycota; Saccharomycetes; Saccharomycetales; Saccharomycetaceae
Gene: EMI1
Product: Emi1p
Exons: 1
Coding region: 1-294 (97 amino acids)
Source: RefSeq, marked provisional
AUGCCAGAUAGCGCGCCAGUGGAGCCGCAGCAGCCCGCUGAGCAGUACCCGUCGCAGAUAUCGUGCACAGAGGCAUUCGACCGGCUAACCGAUUGCUACAGCAUCGGCGGCCUGGUCCGCCACUACUACCGGCACGGCGAGUUUAACGGUUGCUCGAAGGAGAUCGAGCGCUUCAAGUUUUGCAUUCUGCACGGGUCGGACCCCGUGCGGGUGCAGCAGUGGUACCGCGAAGAGUGGGAAAUGAAUAAGAGCACCAAGGGCACGUCAGAAGACGUGUGGAGUCUCCGGCGCUGA